Molecule: messenger RNA, 934 nt
Organism: Salvelinus sp. IW2-2015
Lineage: Eukaryota; Metazoa; Chordata; Actinopteri; Salmoniformes; Salmonidae
Source: RefSeq, a predicted model, not a curated record
UGGAUGACAGAGCUUCCUCCAACGCUGCAGCACAUCGGGCUGGGCCAGAACCUUCAAGAAGAGGGCUGGACCGGAGAGCAAGGACCGGUCCUCUGGACCGACACCCCUGCUGACCGAGAACGCAAGCUCAGGGAACGACUUGGAGGGAAAGGAGAGUGAGGAAACAGAACCGGUCCCUCAACUGUCUCACAAAGACUUACAGAUGGCUUGAGAAAGUAUGUCCAAAUACAACGAAACCAAGCGUGGCGAGUCUCUGAUCAGUCUCCACGAGAAGCAGAUGAAGAAGAGGAAGCUGGACGAGGGAGCCACGCCGGUGGAGAGACGAGCGUUUGACCGGGACCAGACUUGCAGGUCAACAAGUUUGAUGAGGCUCAGAAACAACGUCUGCUGAAGAAGUCCCAGGAGCUCAACACACGCUUCGGACACAGCAAGGAGAAAAUGUUCCUCUGAGACAAUCCACACAGGAUUGGGCAUUUCUGGUCACCUGACCCAGUCAAUUAUGAUGGGAACGUUCCAGGUUGACUUUUUAUUGCAGUCCAAUUGCUCAGAUGAUCAGAACACAUUGUACUGAAUAUGAUCUGAGCUGAACAGAGGUAGUUCAGGUAUAACUUGUAUUGUAUUUUGAUAAAAGUGUGAAUAUCAGUUUGAUAGUUAAAUUUUAGUAGUCACUCUUAUCCAGAGCGACUUAGAGUAGUGAGUGCAUAUAUGUUCUUACUUAUUACUUCUCUGUGCUGGUUUCCCCGUGGGAAUCGAACCCACAACCCUGGCGUUGAAAGCUCCAAUGCUCUACCAACUGAGCCACACGGGACCUCCCUCAUCCUUUUAGUUUUUACAGGUCCGAUGCGCAGCUGUUUUUUAAAAUCUUAAUAGCGAAUCAUUUCUGGGGAACAGUUAAGUACAUUACUGUAUUUGUUUUCAAUUCAAACGCAAAAAA